Molecule: messenger RNA, 1116 nt
Organism: Phyllostomus discolor (pale spear-nosed bat)
Lineage: Eukaryota; Metazoa; Chordata; Mammalia; Chiroptera; Phyllostomidae
Gene: C2H21orf140
Product: family with sequence similarity 243 member A
Exons: 1
Coding region: 1-759 (252 amino acids)
Source: RefSeq, a predicted model, not a curated record
AUGCCCCGCUUCCCCAACCCGCUGCUCAGACACCUGGCCGCCAGAAGCCCCUUGGACGGCCACAAGCGGAAGCAGUGCCUGCAGUACCUGAGGACCCUGCGCGCCCUGCAGUACGACGGCUUCACCACCGUGUACCUGGGCGAGACCGAGGUCUCCGAGAGCCUGGUCACCGGGGAGGAGCCCAGCCAGGGCCGCCUGCCGCCGGGCCCCGCCUGGUGCGUCGUGCACGCGGGCGGUGUCCAGGGCUGGGUGCCCUGGCGCCACCGGCUGUUCCUGAGGGACGAGCUGUGCGUCCGGCGGGACGACGGGCUGUUCCCGGAGUUCUGCGACGCGGUGAGGAAGGCCUACGGCAAGUGCGCCAUCGUGGUCAAGGAGCGGCGGCGGCAGCAGGACGCGGCUCGGCCGAGGGAGGACCGGGAGCCCGAGGCCAGGGCCCGCGCCCCUUCGGUCAUCCCGCUCAGGAGCAUUGAGUGCCGCCUGGAGGUGGCCAGGUCCUGCGGCCACGAGCUGCUCGCCCUGCCCCCCCUGUCCGUCUACCUGAGCCCCCUGGACGCGGCCUGGUCCUCGCUGAAGUGGUUCAUCAUCAACAGCCGGCGGGAGUUCUGCCUGCAGUCCAUCGGCGGCAUCUACUCCUACCAGUACAUCCUCCUGGGUGACCUGAUCGGCAGGGGCAUCGAGAGGGUCACCCCGAGCAAGUGGAGGGCCCUGGUCAGCAAAGUGCGGAGGUGGGAGAACUACUACCUGGGGAAGUUUUCUUAAGGGGACCCCCCCAACCCCGAGACAGGCGGUCGGCCGAGCUAGGGGGCGUGGUCUUCCCCACCUGACGCCCCUGCGCUGGGCCCCACGAGGACCGCUGCGGCCAAGGACACGACAGCGACCCCCAGGCGGGCCGCGAGGGCCGGGCGCUGCCGUUCAUUAAAGCUUCUUGGUCCGGCAGGGGUCUCGGCCUCCGUCUGGCUGAGGCGAUGCCGAGGGCGACCACAGGGGGGUGGUUCGGGCCCGCCCAGCACACUUGAGCUUGGUGGGGAGCAGGGUGAGCGACACUGAGGGUGUGUGGUGCAAAUCCAGGUCUCAGACAGAAAGAGAAUCAGGCGUGCGGUCCCCCCAAAAGUUAAC